Molecule: messenger RNA, 442 nt
Organism: Bufo gargarizans (Asiatic toad)
Lineage: Eukaryota; Metazoa; Chordata; Amphibia; Anura; Bufonidae
Product: lymphocyte antigen 6E-like
Exons: 3
Coding region: 31-411 (126 amino acids)
Source: RefSeq, a predicted model, not a curated record
CAUCCCGGGUCACACAUCACUCCGCUCACAAUGGCAGCGUACACGAGCCUCCUCCUGGUGAUUGCCCUCUGUGCCGCCACAGUUUACAGUCUACGAUGUUACACCUGUGAGUCACAAUCUAGCAACUCCAAUUGCCUGACGGAGACUAACUGCACAAGCAGCGCAACGUCCUGUCUGACAACAGUGGCAUCCGGCUCAGCUGGUGGGGUCUCGGCCACCUCCAUCAUUAAAAGGUGUGCAGACUCCUGCACUCCUCUUACCACUACCAUAGCUGGUGUCACCGCCACUGCCACCUGCUGCUCCACCGACCUGUGUAACUACAGCGGCAGCACCAGCAUCAAGUCCAGCUAUGCCGCCAUCAUCCUGGCGCUGGGAUCCAUCCUGACAAUCCUGAAGAGCUCAGUCCUGUAACCUCAGACGUAUAGAAAUAAAGAGAUUGUGA